AUGUCGCUCUUCUCACUCCUCAACCCCGCCAACAUAAUCCCCCGUUUCCCGCCCUAUCCCGGCCCCUACGCCGUCGGUUCCUUCGAGCUCGAGAUCCCCGUGGCGUCGCUGGGCGGCAUGGCCGGCGUCGCAGAGACCGUCCAGUUUCGUGUAUUCUAUCCGACGGAGAAGCCGGUUGAGAUACCGAUAUCGGCGCAGCCGGCGAGCAGCUGGUGGGGCAGCAAGUGCGAUAAGAAGACCGCCGCCGCCACCGCCACCGCCGCGGUGGACCCAGCACAGGAGGAGAAGCUCUCAGAGGCAGUGAACCAAACGACGGCGACGGGGGGUGCGAAGCCAGUGAGAUGGCUGCCGGAGCCGCAUCAGAGGGAGUAUCUGAGCGCCUAUGUACGCUUCCUCGGCGCCAGCUCCGGGUUUGCAGAGAUUGUGUCAUACGGCGGCCGCCUCCUCCACUACAUCACCCUCCCCGUCACCGCCGAUGCCCCGCUGCUCCCGAAACCACUCGACCACCGCUUCCCAACCAUGAUCUUCUCCCACGGCCUCGGCGGCACGCGCCUCGCCUACUCCCACAUCUGCGGGUCAAUGGCCUCGUACGGCAUCGUGGUCGUGGCGCCCGAACACCGCGACGGCAGCGCCCCCGUCAGCUUCGUCAAGUCGUCGUCGCCAGACUCGCCCGAGACCGAGAUUUCCGGCAGCAAGCCUGAAAGCGGCGAGCCGGGGAUUGACGAUACCGCAAACACUCCUCCGCAGAAGGAUGCGAAUGGUAGGGCUCAGGUGGACUACAUAACGCACCCGCACCACCCCUCGGAAGAGACCGCGGCCGGGCGUAACGCGCAGCUCGAGAUCCGUAUGCACGAGGUAAGCCUGAUAUACACGGCGCUGUGCAAGCUUGACCGUGGCAUUCUGCCCGCAAACAGCAGCAUCUCCACCCCCGGCGAGGCCGGAAAGGACCUUCUCAGCACGUUUAAAGACCGCCUCGACAUCCGCACGCCCGGCCGCCUCAUCUGGGCCGGCCACUCCUUCGGCGCAUCAACAAUGUUCCAAAUGAUCAAGACCGUCGCCACCCCGCCCUCCACCAACCCAGACUUUGCACCUCUCUUCACCCCACCGCCCUCCGACGACGAUGUGCUUCCGCUAAAGGCCCAGAUCACUGCGGACUCGCCCCUCAUGCUGUUGGAUCUCUGGUGUCUGCCGCUGCUUGGAAAGCGCACCAGCGCCCUCUUCAAGCACCCACUCCCGCAGAUCGCCGCAGACAAGGGCCGCAACGUCCUCGCCGUCAUGUCGGAGGAGUUCUGGAAAUGGAAAGAGAACCUCAACGGCGUGCGCCGUGUGCUCUCGCACGAUCCUGGCCGCAAGCGUGGGACAGAGCACCAUAAGUGGUUCGAGCAGUGGGACGAACACCACGAGUCGCUCGCGUCGCUGGAGUCGGCGCAGUUGGAGGUUGGAGGCCAGAUUGUGGCGCCGCAGGGAGUGACGCCGACGCCGACGAGGCCGGCGAGUGUGGCAGGGAGGGAGCAGCCGAGGUUCUUUUAUGCGCUGAAGAGUGCACAUUUGUCGCAGAGUGAUUUUGGCGUGCUGUUUCCGAGGGCGAUUAGAAAGGCGGAGGAGCCUGAGAGGAUAUUGGAGCUGAAUGUGAGGGCGGCGGUGCAGUGGUUGAGGGAUGCGGGGUAUGCGGGGGUGUUGGGUGGGUAUGAGGGUGAGGUGGGUGGAGAUGAAGCGAUUUUUGAGGGGGAGGUGGAGGGGUGGGCGAGGAUUGGGUUGGAGGAGGUGGAGGCAGCGGUGGAGGGUACAGGAGGGAGUGGUGGAGGGGAAGGACUAGAAGGAGAAGAAGGUAUUGUAGAACGGGUGGCCGAGUGA
Messenger RNA from Morchella importuna, 1854 nucleotides. RefSeq lists its product as uncharacterized. Gene Ontology annotation, molecular function: 1-alkyl-2-acetylglycerophosphocholine esterase activity. The transcript has 2 exons. The record is from RefSeq and is a predicted model, not a curated record. NCBI's taxonomy places the organism in Eukaryota, Fungi, Ascomycota, Pezizomycetes, Pezizales, Morchellaceae. Bases 1 to 1854 code for a protein of 617 amino acids.